Molecule: messenger RNA, 825 nt
Organism: Zygotorulaspora mrakii
Lineage: Eukaryota; Fungi; Ascomycota; Saccharomycetes; Saccharomycetales; Saccharomycetaceae
Gene: UTP23
Product: rRNA-binding ribosome biosynthesis protein UTP23
Exons: 1
Coding region: 1-825 (274 amino acids)
Cellular component (GO): small-subunit processome; nucleolus
Molecular function (GO): small ribosomal subunit rRNA binding
Source: RefSeq, a predicted model, not a curated record
AUGCGCCAAAAGAGAGCAAAGUCAUAUAGGAAACAAAUGUUGGUGUAUAACCACACGUUCAAGUUUCGUGAACCAUAUCAGGUUUUGGUAGAUGACCAAUUGGUUUUAGACUGUUAUAAAUCUAGUUUCGAUCUAGUCAAAGGCCUGAAAAGAACGUUGCAAGCGGAGGUGAAAGUCAUGAUAACACAGUGUUGUAUGCAAGCGCUGUACGCUUAUGGGAACCAGGAGGCCAUAGAUAUCGCCAAGGGAUUCGAAAGACGUCGUUGUAAUCAUCCACCGAAAGAUCCAUUACCUCCGCAAAAAUGUCUCGACGAUGUGGUCAACGUCAAUGGGAAUAAUAAACAUAGAUAUGUCGUUGCGUCACAGGAUUUGAAUAUAAGGCGGUCACUGCGAAAGAUCCCGGGAGUACCGCUGAUCCAUCUGUCGAGAUCAGUCAUGGUCAUGGAGCCUUUGAGCGAUGCCAGUGCGAGAAUAAGUGCAAAGGUAGAAGAGUCAAAGCUUUUCAAAGGACUAAACGAUCCCAAAGUAGGGAGUCUCGAUACAUCCACAAACGACAAAUCUAUGAUAUCCAAAGUUCUCAAGAAGGGGAAAAAGGGACCAAGUUGCCCUAACCCAUUGAGUAUGAAGAAAAAAACAGUAAAAGAUAUCUCAAGGAAAGAAAAUGGAUCUGCGAAGAGGAAAAUUGAAACGGUAGAUAAUGAGAUCAAGACUGAUUCUCAGGUCAUGAUCAAAAGCAAAAGAAGAAGAAAGCAUAAAAGCGGAACAAAAAAUGAUGCCGGGCAGGGCAGUUCCGGAUCAUAUGGCUCGAAUGGAAUAGAAGCUUGA